Labrus bergylta (ballan wrasse) is the source of this 1039-nucleotide messenger RNA. RefSeq names its product glycoprotein hormones, alpha polypeptide (gene cga). NCBI's taxonomy places the organism in Eukaryota, Metazoa, Chordata, Actinopteri, Labriformes, Labridae. Gene Ontology annotation, cellular component: follicle-stimulating hormone complex; extracellular region. Gene Ontology annotation, biological process: positive regulation of steroid biosynthetic process; thyroid hormone generation. The record is from RefSeq and is a predicted model, not a curated record. Gene Ontology annotation, molecular function: follicle-stimulating hormone activity.
CAUUUUAUUUGUAAAGGCACCAUGUAGAACAGGGAUCAUCAACUUGCGGCCAGCGGCUACUUAAUCACAAUGUGAAAAAUAACCUAUUGACCCUCUCUUUGCUGUGACAUGACAAAUAAUAAUAAUAACAAUAACCUCCAGUUACUAAGUAACAGAAAUCCAGGGAUUAAAGCAGCAUCCAUAGUCAGGAUGGAAGGAUGAUUGAAGUAUGUUUCCACCGUUUGUUCUUACUGUUUUGUGCUUUGAAGGGAUUACGGGAAAGGUUGCAAAGUGGCCAGUGAGUCAGUGAGAUCGUUGAUAAGGUUGAUAGGUUUCACUUACUCCAGGAAGGGGUCACAGUCUGCCUGCAGCACACGAGGUAUAAAAUCCACCGGCAGGGAAGCAGAAUUCAUCAGUAAAAAGCCACCCUGCACAGAGAAAGAGAAGACAGAAAACAUUUUCUGAACAUGGUGACUGCUUCAACUAUGAUGGGUUCAGUGAAAUCCUCCGGACUCUGUCUACUUCUGAUGUCUUUCCUUCUUUACGUAGCUGAUUCUUACCCCAACAAUGACCUAUCAAACAUGGGCUGUGAGGAGUGCACGCUUAGGAGGAACAAUGUUUUCUCCUCUACUCGUCCCCUCUAUCAGUGCAUGGGCUGCUGCUUCUCCAGAGCGUACCCAACACCUCUCGGGACCAUGAAGACGAUGUUGGUCCCGAAGAAUAUCACCUCAGAGGCAACGUGCUGUGUGGCCAAGGACAGCUAUGAUACCGAGGUGUUUGGCAUAAAGGUGAGAAACCACACAGAAUGCCACUGCAGCACCUGCUACUUCCAUAAGAUAUGACAGAUGGGAAGCGGAGACAACCCUGCAAGCACUCAGCUCGGCAACAAAUGAUGCUUCUGUUCACGUACACAUGCUAGUCUCUGUUUUCAAAUGUAAACUCUUGUGUUGGCAAGUGUCUGUGAUUUGUAUUUAUUAGCCCACAUUUUUGCAUGGAUAGAUGUGUUUAAAAUAAUGUAGAUUGAAAAGCAAUAAAAUCUCACCCAGAUUUUCCAGUUUCA